Messenger RNA from Austrofundulus limnaeus, 1902 nucleotides. Its product is annotated as NADH-ubiquinone oxidoreductase chain 5-like. The record is from RefSeq and is a predicted model, not a curated record. Gene Ontology annotation, cellular component: respiratory chain complex I. NCBI's taxonomy places the organism in Eukaryota, Metazoa, Chordata, Actinopteri, Cyprinodontiformes, Rivulidae. Gene Ontology annotation, molecular function: NADH dehydrogenase activity; NADH dehydrogenase (ubiquinone) activity. Gene Ontology annotation, biological process: electron transport coupled proton transport; ATP synthesis coupled electron transport.
UCUUUAUCCCACCCUUCUAUUUAUCAACAAAGGCCGUGAAAGUGUUACUACAAUGGUCAACUGCUUAAAUAUACCUAACUUUGAUACAUGUCUCAGUUUUAAAUUUGAUGUUUACUCACUUCUAUUCGCUACCGUCGCUUUUUAUGUAACUUGAGCUAUCUUAGAGUUUGCAAAAUGAUAUAUAAGCUCUGUCCCUCAAUAUAACCGGUUUUUUAAAUACUUACUUCUAUUUUUAAUUGCGAUAUAUAUUCUUGUUACAGCUAGUACACUAUUUCAAAUCUUUAUUGGGUGAGAAGCAGUAUGUAUAAUAUCUUUUCUUCUAAUUGGCUGAUGAUCAGGACGAACUAACGCAAAUACAGCUGCACUACAAGCAGUUAUUUAUAACCGAGUUGGGGAUAUCGGACUAAUCCUAACACUAGCUUGAAUAGCUAUAAACAUAAACUCUUGGGAACUACACCACCUAUUUGCCAUUUCAAAAAACUUUGACUUAACAAUACCCCUAUUUGGACUAAUCCUAGCAGCAAUAGGAAAAUCCGCACAAUUUGGUUUGCACCCCUGACUACCCUCCGCUAUAGAAGGCCCUACUCCAAUCUCAGCCCUUCUUCACUCUAGCACAAUAGUCGUAGCUGGUAUCUUUCUACUAAUUCGAUUCAGCCCUUUAUUAGAAAACAGCCCCUACGCCCCAACCGCCUGUCUCUGCUUAGGCGCUGUAACCACAUUAUUUACCGCCGCCUGUGCUCUCACUCAAAACGAUAUUAAAAAGAUUGUAGCUUUUUCAACAUCUAGCCAGCUUGGUUUAAUAAUAGUCACAAUUGGCUUAAACCAACCUCAGCUGGCUUUCAUACAUAUCUGCACUCACGCAUUUUUCAAAGCAAUACUCUUCCUAUGCUCCGGCUCCCUUAUUCACACCCUAAACAGCGAGCAAGACAUUCGAAAAAUAGGAAACAUACCCCAAGUCUCUCAAAUGACAACAACCUGUCUCACCAUUGGUAGUUUAGCCCUUAUAGGAACCCCCUUUUUAACAGGCUUUUUUUCUAAAGACACUAUUUUAGAGGCAAUAAACUCAUCAUAUCUAAACGCCUGAGCCCUGGCCCUAACACUUACUGCUACUAUAUUCACAGCUAUCUAUAGUAUUCGUAUCAUUUAUUAUGCUCUAAUAGGUUACCCUAAGUCUCUUCCUACUUUGAUGGCUGAAGAAAACAACCCACUACUAAUUAAGCCUCUAAAACGUCUAGCUUGAGGAAGCAUCCUUGCUGGACUAUUAAUUUCACUAAGUAUUGUUCCCUACAAACCUUACACCUUAUCUAUGCCUAUAACAAUAAAAAUAUCUGCUCUCCUCUUAACAAUGCUGGGCCUAUUUUUAGCUGUGGAACUAACAUUUAUAGCUUCAGAGCAACAUAAACAUAUUCCUUCAACCACUCUUUUUAUAUUCUCCGUUCUGCUCGGAUAUUAUCCCCAAACAAUACACUUUUUGAUCAGUAAAAUAAGUCUAACCUUUGCCCAAAACAUUGCUAUACAAACGAUUGAUCAAACUUGGCUGGAAAAAAUAGGCCCAAAAUUAGUUGAAACAUUAAACAUACCUUUAAUUUCUAUAACAGAUAACUUUCAACAGGGUGUAAUUAAAGUCUACCUAUAUUUAUUACUUCUUACAGCAAUAAUUAUAAUAACUAUUUCCUAUAUAAAUUAAGCUGCACGGAUCGCACCUAAAGAACGCCCUCGAACUAAACUUAAAAUAACAAAUAAAACUAACAAAAGACCUCAUGCUCCUACGACUAAUAAAAGACCCCCAAAAGAAUAUAACAAUGACACCCCUACUAAACCCUCUCGAACAACACCGUUACUAUAACAAUCAGCCCCUAUAAUUCAAAAAUUAUUAUAUGAAAAAUCAACAAAUAAUAAAAC